UUUCUUCUACCAGCCCCCCUCUGUCUGCUGACCCUGCUGCUGUCACCACUCAGUCUGGGGGCCGCCAUUUCCCCAGCUGAGCCCAUCAGUCAAGCCUAUAGCCUGGCCCUCUACAUGCAGAGAAAUACAUCAACAUUGCUCCAGACCUACCUCCAGUACCAGGGAAGCCCCUUUAGUGACCCUGGCUUCUCAGCCCCCGAGCUCCAGCUUAGCAGCCUGCCUCCUGCCGCCGUCUCCUUCAAGACCUGGCAUGCCCUAGAUGAUGGGGAGCGGCUGGGCCGUGCCCAGGGGGCCUUCCUGGCCUUGACCCAGCACCUCCAGCUCGUGGGGGAUGACCAGAACGACCUGAACCCUGGCAGUCCUAUCCUGCUGGCUCAGCUUGGAGCUGCAAGACUCAGGGCACAAGGUUUGCUGGGCAACAUGGCCGCCAUCAUGACUGCCCUGGGCCUGCCCAUUCCCCCAGAAGAAGAUACUCUCGGAUUUGUCCCAUUUGGGGCCUCAGCCUUCGAGAGGAAAUGUCGAGGCUACAUAGUGACCCGGGAAUAUGGCCACUGGACGGACAGAGCUGUGAGGGACUUGGCUCUACUCAAGGCCAAAUACCCUGGAUAG
Molecule: messenger RNA, 609 nt
Organism: Talpa occidentalis (Iberian mole)
Lineage: Eukaryota; Metazoa; Chordata; Mammalia; Eulipotyphla; Talpidae
Product: cardiotrophin-2
Exons: 2
Source: RefSeq, a predicted model, not a curated record